GGGUGUGUAGAGAUUGUCCAUUUUGGUUUGCCGUAGUUAAAACGUCACGGGUCAAAGUUUCCCAAACAGAAACAGCAUGGAGGAGAGAGAGGAGACGAGCGUUUCUGGCAUCUUAAAAACGUCUAAAAAGGGUGCAAAAAAGUCUAAAGCUUUGAGCGCUGAGGAGGAAGCAAGAAGGAGGGAGGCAGUGAAAGAAGCCCUGCUUGAGAAGGUUGAACUUGAAAAAAGAGCCCUGCAGAUUGUAGAGCGCCUCUUGGAAGACAGUGUGACUGAAGACUUUCUUAUAGAUUGUGCAUGGUUCAUUACUCCUGCCAAUUACAAAGAUACAAUAGAGGAGAGGUCCAUUGCCAAACUGUGUGGCUAUCCCAUUUGUCCAAAUAAACUUGGAAAGAUCCCCACGCAACAGUACAAAAUCUGCACUAGGACCUGUAAGGUGUAUGACAUCACAGAACGCAAAUUUUAUUGCAGUAAUUUCUGCUAUAAAGCAUCUAAGCAGUUCGAGGUGCAAAUAUCAAAGACGCCCCUUUGGCUGCGGAAACAUGAGAGCCCAUCGAAAAUAACUUUACUGAAGAAAGGAGACAAUGGGAGCUCCGGUGAAGAAGUCAAGCUUUCCGAGAGACAUCUGCAAGAAGAGGACAUUGAGAACCCCCUUCCCACCCAAAUAGACCCUCACAAAUCCAGUUUACAACCUGAAGAAUUAAACCACAGCUAUGAUAGUGAACACGAGCAGGACUUUGUCUCAAGUGUGGUCUUCAAGAAAACUGGUCCCAAAGUGCACUGGGGUGAUCUACCAAAAUGUAAUGACAGAAAUACACAAAGUGCAGUGGCCUGUGAUGAGAAACUGAAAGAAAAUGAUAAACAAGAAGUAAAUGGCAAUACGGUGUCACUGGACGAAGCUACAACACGGUUACAUUUGUGUAGCUUGUCUGAGAAUAAUGCAGAAUCAAACAUCAAUUCUAAGACGGAAAAUUCUAAUUUUGACAGAAAGCAAGAAGAACUCCCACCUGAUGAAAUAGAGAAUACAAGUUUAAUUAUAACUCAAGUUGGAAUGAGUAAGAAAGGAGCAGAGGGGUUAAGAAAUUUACUUAAACAACACAAAUCAAAACCUGAUUCAAUUCAACAAAACCUUUUGGAAUACUUAAAGAAAACACUUAAUGAAUGGGGCACGGAUGAGACACUGGUGUUUCUGUACGGAUCUGAGCGUUCAGCGGGAAUGUCAUUCAGCGAGGUUAUGGAGGGAGAGAAGGAGGAAGAGGUGCUGGAUGAGGAUGAUAUUGAUGAUGAAGAGGAGGUAAACAGAGGAGGAGUAACCAAGGUGACACCAGACUAUGAGCCACUGAAGAGGGAGAUGGAGCUGAUGAAGUUGAAAGUAAAGGAGUUUUAUAAAGGCUCCUGGGAGAUUGAAGAAGACAAGCAGGGAAACCUGGAGUCCACUGAGCCUGCUAAAGAGCCCAUACUCCCCCUGGUGGACUCUAAAGCGCAGCACAUCCUCCAGAAGAAAAUCACUGUGGACAAACUCAGAGCCAGCCUCAAGAACAUUGUUGGUCCUCUUGGUCUCACUAUGAGCGACAUCUCUACUGACCUCAACAACCUCGUGCGGACGUUCAGGUUUACCAACACAAACAUCAUCCACAAGAGCCCGGAGUGGUGUCUCAUCGCCGUGGUGCUGCUCUAUCUGUUGUCUGAAGUGUCCCCAGUGAUCCGUGGGGCUUUGGAGCAGCCGUCCUCGGUGCAGUACCUGAGCACUCUGAUGGAGGAGCUGGGGCUCAGGGAGGAAGACCUGCUCAGCGUAGUUCUCCUAUUUAAACCUCACAUACAGUUAGGCCAUGGAUCACAGUCUUAAGUCUGCUGUUCAACACUGCACUAAACAAUAUAAGAACAGAUUUUGGUUACAAUUAAAAAAAAAGGAUUCUUUU
Messenger RNA from Periophthalmus magnuspinnatus, 1916 nucleotides. RefSeq names its product RNA polymerase II associated protein 2 (gene rpap2). The record is from RefSeq and is a predicted model, not a curated record. The coding region runs from base 77 to 1843 and encodes 588 amino acids. Gene Ontology annotation, molecular function: RNA polymerase II CTD heptapeptide repeat phosphatase activity; RNA polymerase core enzyme binding. NCBI's taxonomy places the organism in Eukaryota, Metazoa, Chordata, Actinopteri, Gobiiformes, Gobiidae. The transcript has 11 exons. Gene Ontology annotation, cellular component: cytoplasm; nucleus.